This is a messenger RNA of Cuscuta campestris, 1564 nucleotides long. Lineage: Eukaryota; Viridiplantae; Streptophyta; Magnoliopsida; Solanales; Convolvulaceae. The record is from the annotation of a GenBank genome assembly.
CACUCAAACAAGGAAAGGAAAUCCCUAUACAACGCCGAUGCUGCGAGAUUUCGGAGCUCAAAGAACGAGUUGCUAAUGGCGGGGGAGGACACGCCCCGCAGGCACCCGCAUGCCGUGGACGAUCCGGAGACGAUUGUAGAAAUGGUUCACCAGAGCAUCCGAAAUGCUACACGGAGGAGGAAAUUGGGAGGGGCAGGAACACCGAACCCGAUCGACGGGUGCUGGCGCGGGGAUCCCAACUGGGCGGACAACCGCUUCCGGCUGGCCGACUGUGCCAUCGGCUUCGGGAAGGAUGCAAAGGGAGGCAAGGGCGGGAAGAUAUACGUGGUGACAGACAACGGGGACGCCGAUCUGGUGAACCCGAAACCGGGGACCCUACGGCACGCCGUCCUCGAAGACGGUCCGACGUGGAUCGUGUUCGAGAAGGACAUGACCAUAACCCUGAAGGGGGAGCUGAUCAUGACCAGCUUCAAGACCAUCGACGGCCGCGGCGCCGACGUGCACAUCACCGGGGCGGGCUGCGUCACCGUCCAGGACGUCACCAACAUCAUCAUCCACGGCGUGUCGAUCCACGACUGCGUGCCAGGGGGCAACACCAACAUCCGCAGCUCGUGGAGCCACUACGGCUUCCGGGGAGUGUCGGACGGGGACGCCAUCUCCAUAUUCUCGUCCAGCCACAUCUGGAUCGACCACAACUGGCUCUCCAACUGCAAAGACGGGCUGGUGGACGUGGUGGAGGCGUCCACCGCCGUCACCAUCUCCAACAACUACUUCACCAAGCACAACGAGGUGAUGCUGCUGGGGCACAGCGAUGGUUACCUCGCAGACAGGGACAUGCAGGUGACCAUAGCCUUCAACCACUUCGGAGAAGGUCUGGUGCAGAGGAUGCCACGGUGCAGGCUUGGCUACUUUCAUGUCGUCAACAAUGACUAUACCCACUGGGGGAUGUAUGCCAUCGGCGGCAGUGCCAAUCCCACCAUCAACUCCCAGGGCAACAGGUUCACUGCCCCUGACGCCCGUUUUUUCAAAAAGGUGACAAAGGAGAACGAUGCACCAGAGAGUGUGUAUAAAACGUGGAACUGGAGAUCAGAAGGAGACCUAAUGCUCAAUGGGGCAUACUUCCCCACCACGGGGAACCAAGCGGCCAAUAUCUAUGCAAGGGCGUCUAGUUUGGGGGCAAGGUCAUGUCUACAGGUGCCUAUCAUCACCGCUAAUGCCGGUGCUCUUAGGUGUUCCCCGGGAACUCCAUGUUAAACUCUGGCCCUCUCAAUCGACGUGCCUCGCUCUAGCUCAUCAACUGGGCACGUACUACGUUUGUUGUUUAAUUUCUCGAUACCGUUGUAAUACUACCGGAUUGUUGUUUCAUUUCUCGAUACGUUGCAAUACUACGUAGUUAAGACCUACUCUUUUUUUCUUCCUCUUUUUGUGUUAUCCUUAUUAAUUAUACUUGAGACAUGACAUGAUGAUGUAAUGAGAUAUAUAUACUUAAUCAGCUUGUUGUUCCAUUUUGCUUUGUCAUUUUACCCCGUGCGAUGCACAACCUAAAUGAAAUUAGUUUCUAAUA